This is a messenger RNA of Truncatella angustata, 2334 nucleotides long. RefSeq lists its product as uncharacterized. Bases 361 to 1881 code for a protein of 506 amino acids. Lineage: Eukaryota; Fungi; Ascomycota; Sordariomycetes; Amphisphaeriales; Sporocadaceae. The transcript has a single exon. The record is from RefSeq and is a predicted model, not a curated record.
CGUGAACUCGUCCCGGAGCAUGACCAGUCGAGCGGUUAGCCGCUUUGCGGGACCCACGUGACAGUGAUCAACGCCAAGGUAGACUACGUCUUAUCGAUACAAAGGCGGGGUAUUAAUUUCAUUCUCUUGUUUCGCGAUGUCAACAUCCAGACUACGGACAUACCUCAUAGUUCAUCAGAUACAGGUGUAACUUUCACGGCCCCUACCGAGUACUCGGAACGGAACACCUCGUACGGCAAAUAUUACCAGCCCCGCCGACUCGGUCAAGCUGAUCUGAGACAGCGUUAAGAGCGACUGUCGACUCGUGACGUAAAGGGACAUCUCACCAACAUACAACUGAACAGACUUCAACACGGCAGAAUGGGGGUAAAGGGCGACGUCUUUGAUCUGACGCUCCACGGGAGCGAUCAAAAUCUGCCCGAGCCUGGCUCACAGCCUGCGCCAGCGAGCGCAAUAAUCUCUAAAAUCCGAGUUAACAGUACUAAGGAUUGCUUGGAGAGGUUCGAUAGGGUGUUCCACGAAACCGAGCAGCGGCAGUCUGUACAAGACAUUGUCUAUGAGGUUGUGCUGCCGCCCGUGAGUGCGAAGCGGCUCAAAAAGCUGCAGAGCAGCCGCGAGGCCGCCGCCAACAACGUUGCUUUCACGCAAGGCAUCUUCGACCUGUUCGAUCGGCUCAGAGCAUGGAAAGGGAAUGAAGUCUCUGUAACCCUCGAGGCAAGGUCUCUUUCGGACGACGCCGAGGUGCUCGACGAUAUUGAAAUCAACCAUGAUGGGCCGGAGAUCUGGAGAUUUCGGAACCUUUGGAAAUUUCUGAUGGUCGAUGAAGGCACGUUACCUUCAGGAGUGUUACCCGAGGUUGGAUAUAUUUCCAAGCUCGAUUUCAGGUGGCUAUCGGAGAACGGCAGGUCUCUGCACCCAAAGACUGCAGGAAUAAUCGCCGCUGCCUUGCCUCGAGCUCGAGAUAUGACCUGGGGGCUUUUGAUGCCUGGGCGUCGUUUAUUGAGCUUACGCAAGGAAUUCAGGUCCGCGCUGGCCCAGGUGUUGUUAAAGACUGCGUUUCCAGCUGUGGAAAUCCUGAAGAUCUAUUUAGAGGAUGGCAACCCAUACAACGAUAGCUUCGAGCUUGAAUCAUACUGCGAGAAAGAAGAAGAGGAUGAUCUGAGUCUAGCGGUCCGACGGCUUUUGCGUCUCCCCACUCUUGCCAACUUGGAACUAGGCGGAUGUUGGAUUCUUUCUCCUACUGCCUUUCUCGCCGCCGCCGAGAUUGGAGUAGAGAUUAUCAGUUCGACCCUGACCGACCUCCAUCUCGAUCUCUCAGUGGCCACACCCACGGGUGGAUGGAUCAACACUGGAGACAAUCCCAGAGAUGUGGAUGAUGAUACUGAGGACUCAGACUCAGAUGUGUCGCAUGCAUCUUUUAACUCGGCCCACUCCGAUCAUUCCGAUUUCGUGCCAGAGAAUGAGUGGCUGAGGGCAGACGGAGAGUUGCCGCAGAAUUGCUUCCGCGAUACACCCGACCCGUCAACCUUCGACCCCUUGGUCCUCUCGCUUGUUCGUAUGGUCCCAAAGCUGCCGAACCUGAAGAAGCUUUGCUUCGAUCUGGGUGCCGGCGGAGGCGCGAUUGGGCAGUUGACCGUAACGUUUUAUGCCCCCGGACAGCCCAGUCGCCGCUCUGUCAGGCGGCCCCACUCGCCUCUGCCUCCCCAAGAAGAUUUCGACGAGAAGAAUUUGCAGCGUGCAAGGUGGUAUGUUCUUGGGUUGGUCGACUUCAAUCGUGAUUGGAGGAUGAGUGACGAGCUAAGAGCCGCACUUCAAGGGGCUAAUACUGAUGGUGUUGAGAUAUUCAUGAGUCUCUGCAACCAGAGAAUUGAGGGUGCCUGAGCAAUCAAAUAAGCAAAUCUGUGGUGGGGAGUUGCAGACUGCACGUUGAUCUGACCUCGCAGUGGUAUACUCCUUGGAAAGGGAACCAGGAGCGGUUGUCACAUUUGUGAUUGGGUGGUGCUAGGAACACAAUCUAUAAUGUUAUUACACGCUGGCGCAUACAACCGGAGUAUAAUGAUGGACGCUACGAAAUUUCCAAUGUUUUGCUCUUGCCAUGGUUACUUGGAUCGCAUGGUAGAUAAGCUAUAGUGGAUGUCGAAGCAGGAUAGCAGUGGUAUCACCUCAAGUGGUGCUCAGCUUGUAUAGGUAGUACCUACAUAGUAAGUGUUUCCACCUGGUUGAGGAGAAUGGCAAGAAAUUGCAAAAAGGAAAAAAGAAAAAAACUAUACAACACCAGGGAUUCCUUAGUAGUCACCUACCUAAGUUCUAAAUCCGGCGCUUUAAAGAUAAGAC